AUGAACAUUAUACAUCUUCUGUUCCUGGUGUUGACCUUCGUCGCGGCCGCAUGGCGUGACUGGGCAAACACCCCCGCCGCCGCCGCCGACAUCACCACCAUCACCAUCCCCGCUGGCACAAUGACCAUCACCGCGGCCACCAUCACCAUGACUGCGGCCACCCUCACUAUCACCGUCCCCAGUCGCGCCUGGCCGCCCGCCCGGUCCUACUCCUGUCCCGCCUGCCCUGCCCCGCCUGCCAGCCUGCCAACCGACGAGUUCCAGGGCCGUGUGCCCGCGUUGGAGGCGCUGGCCACGUCGUCCAGCUUGGACUGGGCACUGAUCCUGGUGACUGCCUUCAUCACUCUAGUAGCCAUUUUGUUUACUGCUUGGCUGCUGUGGGGGCUGUACAUCCGGGACGUGCCCGCCAUGGUGGAAGGAUAA
This is a messenger RNA of Diaporthe batatas, 423 nucleotides long. RefSeq lists its product as uncharacterized. The record is from RefSeq and is a predicted model, not a curated record. Bases 1 to 423 code for a protein of 140 amino acids. NCBI's taxonomy places the organism in Eukaryota, Fungi, Ascomycota, Sordariomycetes, Diaporthales, Diaporthaceae. The transcript is spliced from 2 exons.